AUGCUAAUUACCCGAAAUAUCUAUGAAAGAAAUUUCAUAUCCCUAAUAAAUAUCGACAGGUCCUGUAACUUGGAAUUUGGAAGUGUCCUCCUGCUCCAGGCUCCAGCAGAUCCCAUAAGGCCACAAGUGAUAAUAAAACCCCGUUCGAAGAACUUGAGCCCUGGGACCGAAGGAGUAGGACAGAGGCAGCCCAGUAAUGGCGAAAACCUUCACUCUGGUUCAAACAGUUGCCACUGCAGCAGUUUUCUCUGCUGUUUCCGGCUGGUACGGUUUCAUGUUUGGAAGAGAAUCGGCCCGUAAAGAACUCGGCAGCUUGAUCGACGAUCUACGCCGCGGAGAUUCCGCCUCCCCUCCUCCUGUGCAUUCUUGACUGUCUAAGAAGUUGGUGCAUCUGCAUUGUUAAUUUUCCCAAGAGUUAUCAUCGCAGGCGCAUGAGUUUCAGCUUGAAAUGCUAAAUAGCGACUGCAACAGUGUCUCGGAGAAGUCUGAUGAACAUAAAGGGUCUAAGAAUUUGAUAAAUUGUGAACCUGGGGGUGGAUAUUUUUUUGGGUUCUGGUCCUCGGGAAAAGUAGGAAAUGUUCUUGUCUUUCUAGCUUGCAUGAAUAUGAUCCCUGUGAGAUGAAGAGAAUCGUUAAGAUGUAAAGGCUGUUGAAGAGGAAAUCUGCAUUCUGCAAAUCUGGUGAGGUCGAACUAUUGGAGGCCUUCUGCUUACCGAAUGUACUCAUAGCUCAAGUUUUGUAUCUGUGCUUCUACGGACAGUUGUUUAAGCAGUGCAAUGAGUUCCUCUGCCUUUUCUUUUGUUCAUUAGCAGCGAGCAACCCCACUUUAGUUACUGUCGUCUGGUCUGGAGUAGUGGGAAGUGUUAGGAUUUGGAUGAAAAUGUCCUAAUCUGCAAUGAAAAUGUCCUACACUGCACUCUGAACUUCUGCAGGACAGUUGUUUCUGCUAACUGCGACAGGAUAGUCGAGAAGAAUCCCACUCUUUCAAUCAAUCGCAUAUCUUGGAAUAACGAUGGAAUUGUCUCUUACCUUCUAUGUAAUCAAUCGCAACUACCUUGUAUAACUAAUUGGUG
Linum tenue is the source of this 1072-nucleotide messenger RNA. NCBI's taxonomy places the organism in Eukaryota, Viridiplantae, Streptophyta, Magnoliopsida, Malpighiales, Linaceae. The record is from the annotation of a GenBank genome assembly.